Molecule: messenger RNA, 555 nt
Organism: Adineta steineri
Lineage: Eukaryota; Metazoa; Rotifera; Eurotatoria; Adinetida; Adinetidae
Source: the annotation of a GenBank genome assembly
AUGUUUAUAUAUUGUUUAGUAUCGCAUUUUAUUCGUCAAUGUAUUUAUAAUCAUAUUAUUCUUGGUAAUGAAGCAAAACAACCAACAAUACUAACAUCAUACGGAGUAGUAGUUCAUAUAAAUAGAUAUGUUCUCCAAUAUUGGAGUUCAAAAGCAGAUAUCAGAGUAAGACAAAAACAUAUUGUGCAACAAUCUAAUUAUAAACAAAUAUUAUCACAAUUAAAUCAUAUUUAUUUGAAUUAUUCAAUGGAUUUAAUAUCGAUACCAUUGCUUAAUCUACAUCAAUGGAAACUUACAAAAUCUUGCUUUGAUGAUUUAAGAAUUAUUCUUGAAAAUUCAUCACAAUUAAAAUUACUUUAUAUUUAUUUAGAUAUGAAUAUGUUAAAUAUUUCAUUUAUUUUACCAUUAAAUCAACUCAUUCGUCUUAAUCUAGAAAUUAAAAAUCAACGUAUUUCAAAAGAUCAAAUAGAACAGUUAUUAUCUAGUUUAAUUUAUUUAAAACAUCUAGAAUUGAAAGCAAAUAUUUUGGAGAAUGUUGUUAAUGAUUAUUUUUGA